Messenger RNA from Rotaria sp. Silwood1, 1797 nucleotides. The record is from the annotation of a GenBank genome assembly. NCBI's taxonomy places the organism in Eukaryota, Metazoa, Rotifera, Eurotatoria, Philodinida, Philodinidae.
AUGGAUUAUCUUCAACCAACAAGUCAAAAUUUUUCAAAUCGUCAAAAUCGUUCAAUAAAUGAUGCAGAUAGUUUUGAUACAGAUCGUUUAAGUGGUUCAUUACAAUAUUAUGAUGAUCAACAAGAUUCAUCAAUGAAUAAUGAUCCACCUCAACCAAUAAUGGAAUAUGAAACAAUAAAAAGAGAUGAUAAAAAAUCCAGAAAAAAAGAAGAAACAAAUCAAAAACGAAUACAACGUCAAAAAGAAAAAGAUGAAAAAAAAGCACGUCAAAAUGAAGAAAAAGAACGUAAAAAAAGUCAAAGUCGAACAAGAACAACAAAUGAACAAGAUAUAAAUCGAUCAUUAAAUAAUAGAUCAAAAGCAUGUAUUGUUAUGUUAGAUGAUACUGAACAAUAUAUUGAUUUAAAAAAAGAUGAUAUUGGUAAAAUAUUUUAUGAACGUGUAUGUGAAUUAAUAAAUCUUGAAGAAAAAGAUUAUUUUGGAUUAACAUUUAUAAAUAAUGAAAAUACUCGAGCAUGGUUAGAUAAUGAUAAACGUGUAUUAAGUCAAUUGAAAGGUGUUGAUCCAGUUUUUUAUUUUCAAGUAAAAUUUUAUCCACCUGAACCUGCUUUACUUCAAGAUGAUCUUACUCGAUAUCAAAUAUGUCUUCAAAUACGAAAUGAUAUUCUUUCUGGCAAAUUACCAUGUUCAUUUGUUACUUAUGCUCUAUUGGGUUCAUAUACAGCUCAAGCUGAAUUAGGAGAUUAUAAUGAAUAUGAACAUGGACCAUCAUAUCAUUAUUUAACAGAUAUUAAAUUUGCACCUGUACAAGAUGAUGAAUUAUUACGACGUAUACAUGAACAACAUAAACGACAUAAAGGUCAACCACCAAAUGCAGCUGAUUUACAUUUUCUUGAAAAUGCAAAAAAAUUAGCUAUGUAUGGUGUUGAUUUACAUCCAGCAAAAGAUUCAGAAAAUGUUGAUAUUAAUAUUGGUGUAUCAGCUAAUGGUUUAUUAAUCUAUCGAGAUAAAUUACGUAUUAAUCGUUUUGCUUGGCCAAAAAUAUUAAAAAUUUCAUAUAAAAAACGAUAUUUUUAUAUAAAACUUCGUCCAAGUGAUUUUGAUCAAUAUGAAAGUACAAUAGGUUUUAAAUUACCAACAUAUCGUGCAGCAAAAUCUUUAUGGAAAAUAGCUGUUGAACAUCAUGCAUUUUUUCGUCUUCGUCGACCAGAAGAAAUUCGCAAACGACCAAUUAUACCAAGAUUUAAUUCAACAUUUCGUUAUACAGGAAAAUAUACAUAUCAUCAAGCUCGACAAUUAUUACUUGAUAGACCUAAUCCUGAUUUUGAAAGAUCAUUAAAUAAACGAAUGACAAAAAGUCUUGAUGCUUCUGGAAUUGAAAUAAAUCGUCCAACUAAACCAGUUAUUCAACGACCAUUGCCACGUCCUCAAAGUAUUGAACCAUUUUUUGAAACACGUCGAAUACCAAUAUCUAAUGAAGAUGAUGAUGAAGAUGAAUAUCCACCACCAACAGUUGUAAAAGAUCCAGAAUAUGCACAUGUAAAAAAGAAACUAGAUCGUGAACCAAUUGAACGACUACCAAGUACACCACCAAAAGUACCGGAAGUUAAACCGAAACGACCACCACCUCCGGUAAUUUAUGUUAAUAUUCCACCGGAACCACCUGUUCGACCACCAGCACCACGCGAACCAUCACCAACGAUGGAUCCUGAUGAAGCUCUUCUUGCAGCAAUUCGUUUAGCAACUGAUCUUGAUCCAAAUAAAGAAGCAGAACGAGUAGUAAUACCUAGUAGUUAA